AUGACCCUCGUCAGCUCUGUGGGAGGAAACUUCGAGGAAGCUGGGAUUCUCAUGCCUCCGAUGCCCGUUGCGACCAGUGCACCAAGAUGCACAAGGCACGCCAUCGCUGUCGAGCCAGCAGUCAGCGACUUCGAAGUGAGCCCUCAGCGCGGUCCUCCUCGAGCCAAGCUGUCAAGGAAGCCUGCGGUGCCGCUCGGGCCCGUAGACGAGUCUGACGAGUCCCUUGCGAUAGAAGAAGCAUACUUCGCUUCAGUUUGCUCGGAGUGUCUAGCUGGAGACAGCAUGAUCAUUGAUCCAUCUGUGGUCGCGCAGGUGGUAUCCGAAAACGUCCCCAAGCUCAAGCGAUCAAACUCAAUUCUUGGUGCCGAGAGAAGGAGGAUCUGGACUCAUGGCCCUCGUCCAGAAUAUAAGAAGGAGAGCCAGAGGUACAACCUUCCGGCGAGAGUUUUAACUCUUCUCCGACCUGGUCUCGAUAUUGCUAUCCUACCUGGUGCCCACGAGAGGACUAGGCAUUUCUGGGAGUUCUGCAAGGAAGUGUUCGGAUAUGAAGACUGGCAAGCGAUCUUCACCAGCGGCAAUAUUUACAACAUGGAUGAUGACACGGAUGACUGUAUGGUCGAAACUUUGCGUGGGAUUAUAACCUCAUCUAACUGUGAAUGGACGCUUGUUCCCUACUGUGUCACUACCCAAUUUCAGCGAUGGGCUGACAAACUAAGCGAUCUCCCAGUGCAGAUCUUCGGGGAGGACCUUGAAUGGAUCAACACUUAUGGAAACAAAGGCGCCUUGCACAGGCACAUUCAAUCCCUUGAUGUCCCCUCUGUCAUCGAAUCCCUGGAUCCAACUAUCAUCGUACCCAAGGGAUAUACUUGCAGCUCGUGCUCGGAUCUUGUCAAGGCGUAUGAACUAAUUGGAAGCAAGGAGGUUGUGAUCAAGCCUAUCUAUGGAGCUGCAGGAGAAGGAAUUAUUUUUGUCAGCGAUGUUGCAACGUUGCAAUCGUAUGAUUUUCCUUACGGUGUCGUUUGUCUGGAAGAAAAACUUGACUUGGACAAGGCGCCAGAUGGUGUUGCGAUCUCGCCUGCCCUCCAUUACAAUGAAGAUCAGUUCUUAGGAGAAGAUUUUGUGGAUCAGAUUAUGAAGGGAACCACUUACAUGGGAUGGAGGCAGUCAAAGGUCGAGCCUUCCUUCCAAGACGAGGCAAGGCGAUGCCUCAGGGCUUUCAUCAAGGGUUCGAUGCCCAAGGGACCAGGAGGAGUGGAUUUCUUGUCGGUGAAAGGCGUGCCAUAUCUCUCGGACCUCAACACCGGGAGGUUCAACGGCUGCCAUACUCCCAAACUCUUCCGUUCGAUGUACUCCCCCGAUGCACACUUUUACUGCUGGAAGUGCACAACUCCAGAGGAGCUUCAUGUUGGACAGUUCUACAAACAACUCCAGGAGGCAGGAUGUGCGUUUGUCCCUGGACAGUCUAAGUAUGGUGUCUUCCCUCUGCUGUACCUUCAAGGAAAGUCUGCAAUGUUCAUCGCCUUGGCAGAAGACGAGGAAGAGUGUCUCAAGCUCUACCAUACUGCCAGCCCCUUCCUUGCGCUUUCGCCGCAGCAGCAAGCUCGAGUGAAAGCAGCAAAGCAGCUGAGGGAGGCCGAAGAGCAGGCGGCCAAGGCAGAGAAACAUGCUCUCGCCAUGGCUGAGAGAGCGCGAAAAGCCUUGGAGGAAGCUGAUGCUGAGGCAGCAGCCGCAUGCCAUCUUGCUGUCUGCUCAACAUGA
This is a messenger RNA of Guillardia theta CCMP2712, 1758 nucleotides long. RefSeq lists its product as hypothetical. Lineage: Eukaryota; Cryptophyceae; Pyrenomonadales; Geminigeraceae. The record is from RefSeq and is a predicted model, not a curated record. The transcript is spliced from 4 exons. The coding region runs from base 1 to 1758 and encodes 585 amino acids.